This is a messenger RNA of Cololabis saira (Pacific saury), 591 nucleotides long. RefSeq names its product ADP-ribosylation factor-like 11 (gene arl11). Gene Ontology annotation, cellular component: cytoplasm. Gene Ontology annotation, biological process: intracellular protein transport; vesicle-mediated transport. Bases 58 to 582 code for a protein of 174 amino acids. The transcript has 5 exons. The record is from RefSeq and is a predicted model, not a curated record. Gene Ontology annotation, molecular function: GTP binding; GTPase activity. Lineage: Eukaryota; Metazoa; Chordata; Actinopteri; Beloniformes; Belonidae.
GUUUAGAGGAGUCUCACCUGAGUCAGUCUCACGGGGCUCCAGCAGGUAAAAGAAGAGAUGGGUCAGGCCCGGUCCUCCUCCGCCCCUGCUCAGGUGAUGCUGAUGGGUCUGGACUCUUCAGGGAAGUCCACGCUGCUGGCCCGGCUGCUGACCGGACAGGUGGUGGACACGUCUCCGACCGUGGGCUUCAACGUGGGGACGUUGCAGCUGGACAAGAAGGUGGAGCUGACGGUGUGGGACAUCGGGGGACAGAGCAGCAUGAGGACCAACUGGAGACACUUCCUGGACGACUGCACGGCCCUGGUCUUCAUGGUGGACAGCAGCGAUGCGGCCCGGAUGCCGGAGGCCCAGAAAGCCCUGAAGAAGCUGCUGAGUGAGGAGAAGCUGCGAGGAGUUCCUCUGAUGGUUCUGGCCAACAAGAAGGACCGGCCCAACUCCAUGACCAUCCGAGAGGUGGCCACCCAGCUGGACCUGUCCAGCUACUCUGAGAGACUGUGGGAGAUCCAGGCCUGCAGCGCCGUGCAGGGUCUGGGUCUGCAGCAGGCCUUCAGGUCCGUCAGCAAGAUGAUCCACCGGAGCUGAGGGGGGUCC